Girardinichthys multiradiatus is the source of this 1800-nucleotide messenger RNA. RefSeq names its product 5-hydroxytryptamine (serotonin) receptor 1A b (gene htr1ab). Gene Ontology annotation, cellular component: plasma membrane. The record is from RefSeq and is a predicted model, not a curated record. Lineage: Eukaryota; Metazoa; Chordata; Actinopteri; Cyprinodontiformes; Goodeidae. Bases 308 to 1555 code for a protein of 415 amino acids. Gene Ontology annotation, molecular function: G protein-coupled serotonin receptor activity. Gene Ontology annotation, biological process: regulation of vasoconstriction; adenylate cyclase-activating adrenergic receptor signaling pathway; regulation of behavior. The transcript has a single exon.
UCAAUUUAAUAGAAAACAUUAUUCUUUAUAAUUCAAGGUAGCUGUCCCUGCUUGUCAUAUGAUCAGUGCCUGAGCUGCAGGCUGGAACAGGCACUACCAGAACCAGCCUGACUGCAACAUCCUCAAGAAAUGACGCAUUUUCCAUCACAGGUAUAAAUAACACGAAUCAUUCUUCGUCAGCAGCCGCGACCUGCAGUUCAGAGCUCCUCAGCAGCACUGAGCGCUCCAACAUUCAACUAUGUGCGCUGAAAGGAUGCGCGCCGGGCUCUCCUAAAGCAAUCUCUCCAAACGCACGAGUUUCCCCACCAUGGAUGGCACCAAUAACACCACAACCUGGCCUGACUUGGACAACUUAACAGAGCCGCCCAAAGUUGAGGACGACGAGGUGAAGCUGAGUUACCAGGUGGUCACCUCCUUCGUGCUCGGCGCGCUCAUCCUGUGCGCAAUCUUCGGGAACGCCUGCGUGGUGGCGGCCAUCGCGCUGGAGCGCUCCCUGCAGAAUGUGGCUAAUUACCUGAUCGGCUCUCUGGCCGUGACCGACCUGAUGGUGUCGGUGCUGGUGCUGCCCAUGGCAGCUCUCUACCAGGUCCUGAACCGCUGGACGCUGGGGCCGGUUCCGUGUGACAUCUUCAUCUCCCUGGACAUGGUGUGCUGCACCUCAUCCAUCCUGCACCUGUGCGCCAUCGCGUUGGACAGAUACUGGGCAAUCACCGAGCCCAUCGAAUACAUGAAGAAGAGGACGCCGAGGAGAGCCGCGGUUCUCAUCAGCGUCACCUGGCUAGUCGGGUUCUCCAUCUCCGUGCCACCGAUGCUGGUGAUGCGCUCCCAACCCAGCAGCGAAGCGGAGGACCGGGCCAACCAGCUGGAGUGCAAGAUCAGACAGGACCCGUGGUACACGAUAUACUCCACAUUCGGGGCUUUUUACAUCCCGCUUACGUUGAUGCUGGUUUUGUACGGGCGGAUAUUCAAAGCGGCGCGGUUUCGGAUUAGGAGGACUGUGCGUAAAACCGAAAAAAAGAAGGUCUCCGACUCGUGUCUGGCGCUGUCCCCGGCGCUCUUCCACAAGAAGCCGCACGGAGACGCGCAGGGUAAGAGCUGGAAGAGGAGCGUGGAGCCGCGGCCGCUGCCCAGCGUCAACGGCGCGGUGAAGCACGCCGAGGACGGCGAGUCUUUGGAGAUCAUAGAGGUGCACAGCAGCUCCAGGGGCCACCUACCCCUGCCCAACACCCCGAGCCCCGCGCCCCUGUUCGAGAGCCGCCACGAAAAGGCGACUGAAGCCAAGCGCAAGAUCGCGCUGGCGCGGGAGCGCAAGACGGUGAAGACCCUGGGCAUCAUCAUGGGCACCUUCAUCCUCUGCUGGCUGCCCUUCUUCAUUGUGGCUCUGGUGAUGCCGUUCUGUCGGGACUCCUGCUACAUGCCCGGCUGGCUGGAGGCCGUUAUAAACUGGCUGGGUUACUCCAACUCCCUGCUGAACCCCAUCAUAUACGCGUACUUCAACAAAGACUUUCAGAGCGCUUUCAAGAAAAUAAUCAAGUGUCAUUUCUGCAAACCCUGACGGAUCCACAGUUUCUCCCACCUUUUCCUUUUUUCUUGUCUAAAAUGGGAUCUGAAGGCAUCCAGGUUCACAGAGACGCGCCCCAGAAACCCGCAGAAAUGAUCCCGAACAAUGACUCAGAGAGGGCUCUAACUGAUUCAUGUUGAUAAUCAUUGUUUAAUAUCUCCUGGCAUGUCUGUAGCCUAUGCAUAGAUAAAGCUGUGAUCGUUUAAUUGAGGCUCAUGUUCUUGUUCUAUAAUGUCUAA